This is a messenger RNA of Phyllotreta striolata, 2880 nucleotides long. The record is from the annotation of a GenBank genome assembly. NCBI's taxonomy places the organism in Eukaryota, Metazoa, Arthropoda, Insecta, Coleoptera, Chrysomelidae.
CGUGACUCGAACGAGUGACUUUCCGGUGAACUGUCACCGCGUUUGGCAGAAUUAGAAAUUAUGCAGUUAAAUUAGAAAUUAAAUUUUCCCUUCAGUAUAAUGUUCGAUCCACUGGCUAUCCAAGAACCGCCCAGGCUGCACGAAUGGAACAUCAUCCAGAAGCCGAAGAGCGUGGAAUGCGACUUGCGGUACGAGAACUUCCGCCGCAUGAAAAAACCCCCUAAAGGACAUGGUCCUGUAACGUGGACGGUUAGCGACAUAGCAAAAGCUGGUUGUUUGCUUAAUUGUCCCCCGUUGAAAACGAGUUUCGAAGACGAACAAGAAAUGCGCCGAGUGUACAGUCUCAUCUACGACGUGUAUAGGUAUAAAUACGUGUUAACGCAAGCUUUGAACGACAUCAACUUCUUCGCCACUUUCCCCAAGUUAUCUUCGAACGAAGCGGUGGCCUGGCUGCUGUUCUACGACCUCUACCACAGGAACUUCCACAAGCGCGAGACCUGCGUGGCGCCGCUGGCCGCCCAAUUGUUCGACGCCCACGGCUUCAGCUACCCGGAGAACGCGCUCUGGUCGCAGAAGAUCCGGCUGGCCGCCGCCGUCGCCCGCUUGCGCAUCAAAAACAACGCCCUAUCGCUGAGCGAGAUGUUGCCGCCUCAUCUCAAAGACGAGAAGGUGACCAAGCACGCCAACACCAGGCCGGUCAGUUGCUGGAUUAAUCUGCAGAAAACCAAGAACGACUAUUUGCUGUGCCAAGAAAUCGAAAGGUGUUUCGGUUUGCGACGGGUGACCGAUAACGUGUUGAAUCCGCACAUGUACAAAUGGGACAGGCACUGUCCGGAAACUGUGGUGUUUCAUUCGGCGCUGAGGUCCGAGCUGGCCAAGAGCCGCUUCGUGAAAGAUCACUCUAUCAUAGUACAGGAUAAAUCGUUCUGUUUCGGUCCGGCUACUUUCAAAAAAAUCCUGACCGAUUUGGAGCUGACGGGCAGCGUGAUACAAACGCACGUCAAUUCGCCCAGAACCACCGCCUAUUUGGCGACUCUGCUAUCCCAAAACGAUAAAAUCAAGAACCUGUUGGCGUUCAGUGCAGGUAAAAGGAAAGCCGAAUACGAAAUGUACUUCAACGAACUGGGCAUGUCCAACAUCAAAUUAUUCUCCGAUAGAUUAAUCGACACGGCGCCGGACGCCCAUUACAUGGAAGAAGUCGUGGCCGUCUACGCCACGCCGCCCAACAGUUACUCUGCAGUAGCGGAUCCCAUUGACUUGGUUUGCAGCCGAGGAGGCGACCUCUCCAUGCUGGAGAUCCUCACCGAGACGGGCGAUUCGAAGGAGGCGCGCGAACGCAUCGCCGCCAUCCUCGACGAGCAGCAGAAGACGCUGCGCUUCGCCAUGUCGCGGCCGCAGAUCCAGUUCGUGCUGUACGAGACCCACUCGGAAUUGGACGCCGAGAACUGCUGCAUGGUGAACAUGACGCUGAAGGAGAUCAACAAGAUAGCCAAGCUGCACCACGCGUCGCUGCAAGGGAAACUGUGCGCGCCCCAUCCGAGCGAAACCGCCAUAGAUUAUAAAGGUUUGGCGUACUACGAUGACGAAGCGAGCGAAUCGUCUCUGACGACUCCUUCUAAGAUUACCGUGCUAUCCGAAAUGACCGACGAGCAAGAGAGAUUCCUGGAAUCUAUCCAAGUGCCCGAUACGGAUCAGUUCGAUCAAUUCCCUUUACCCAUGCUGUGCGAUAACGAAAAAUGCAAGAUGUUCGCCUGUCCGGGUUGUUACUUGGCUUACUUGAAAAGAAAGGAAGUUAUCCGCCUGGACGAUAAAUAUAUGAUCAAAAUGGCGGAGCAACGCGGUCUAUUCGGCGCCCAAUCGAACGACGCCAAUAUCAAAUCGAAAUCAUCGAAAACGUCGAGGAAGAAGAUCGAAAAGGACGAAAAAACUAACGUCGCGCAUAAGAAAUUUGCCGAUACUGAGAAUGAAUGUUACGAAUGUUCGACUCAGACGCGGGACAAGUUCGUCCGGCAACCUGUUAGAGUGUACCAGCUAUCCGACAGUGAAGACAACUUGGUCCUGGUGAAUCCUUCCCCGGUGAUAAUCAAGCCGGUAAAAGCGCAGAGACAAGGGAAGUACACGCAGUCGCCCAGCUUGCACAGAUUCAGUUUGGCCAGGCUUCAAAGGGAGAACGAGAAGCCCAUACCGGAAUGCGAGCAUUUCUUCGCCAGCAAGAAGAAGAAGGACGUAUCGAUAUUGGUCCAACCGUCGUCCAAGCCGAUUCUGUCCAAAUUGUCCAGCGCUCACAUUCGCCAGUUCGUGUCGCCCUUCUACAAGCAGCUGGACACGCCCAACGUGUCCGGGCCGCCCUUGACGGAAAUCUUCAAGAUGAACCUCCAAGAGGAGUCCGAGAAGUUCACCGACAUUCUGACGAGGUCGCAGAAGAACUGCGUCCAGACGAAUCCGAGGCUCACCAAGAAGAAGAUCGUGCUGCCCAAAAUCGAUUCGCCCGUCGUGCAAUACGAGAUACCCAGAUUACGGAAGAGGAUGAAGAGGAUUGAUAAAAUCAUUUCCAGGUUGUCUACACCCACUCACAGUUCCAGAGCGAGGAGCGUGCCGGGGAAGGAGCCGAAAAAGGAGGCGGUGAAGGAGCCCCCGAAGGAUUCGAGUAAUUCGACAGAAGAGCAGGAAGUACCGGAGUGUAAGCAUUGCCACCUGAGGGACAUGAGACACGAAAAGGACGAUCCCACCUACGAUGAGUUGCAGGAUUAUUUAGACAAAUUGCAGCCCAUUAUUGACUGAAUUUCGCAAGUAUUGCAGAAUUAAUGAAAUUAAAAUAGCGUGUCGUCCAGUGGAUCGAUUAAAAUUUCGGUGUAUAUUGAUAAAAGUCUCGUUUGGAAG